ACAGUAACUGUGCUGCAGGCUCAGGAAUACCAUGCUGCCCCGCUGUGCAUUCAGUGUGUGCCAUGUGUUUAUGUUGGUGCUGUGUCUGUCUGCGGCUGAGGACUUCGACUGGACAAAGAACGACCACGGCUCCUUCUAUUAUGGCACUUUUCCAGCUGGAUUUUCGUGGGGUGCCGGCAGUUCAGCCUAUCAAACAGAAGGAGCCUGGGACAAAGAUGGAAAAGGACUGAGCAUCUGGGAUGUGUUUACCCACAAGAAAGGCAGGAUCCAACAAAAUGAAACAGGGGAUUCUUCUUGUGAGGGCUAUUACAAAAUCAAGGAUGAUGUUUCUUUGAUAAACGAGCUGAAGCUUAAUCACUACCGUUUCUCCAUCUCAUGGCCAAGACUCAUCCCCACUGGCAUAAAGUCUGACCACAUUAAUGAGAGAGGAAUACAGUAUUAUAAUGAUCUGAUUGACCAUCUACUGGAGAACAAGAUAACUCCCAUCGUCACAUUGUAUCACUGGGAUCUUCCACAGGUCUUGCAAGAGAAAUAUGGUGGGUGGCAAAAUAUAAGCAUGGUUAACCAUUUCAAUGAAUUUGCUAAUCUGUGCUUCGAAAAAUUUGGGAACCGAAUAAAGUACUGGAUUACCUUCAACAAUCCAUGGUCUGCAGCAGUUGAAGGCUAUGAAACAGGUGAGCAUGCACCUGGACUGAAACUGAGAGGAACUGGGGCAUACAGAGCUGCUCAUCAUAUGAUCAAGGCACAUGCAAAAGUUUGGCACACAUAUGACACACAGUGGAGAGCAAAACAAAAAGGUAUGGUCGGCAUCUCUCUGUCCGGAGAUUGGGGAGAGCCAGUAGAUAUCAGCAACCAGAAAGAUAUUGAAGCAGCUGAGAGAUAUGUUCAGUUCUAUCUGGGUUGGUUUGCCACACCUAUCUUUCAUGGAGACUACCCCCAAGUAAUGAAAGAUUUCAUAGGAAGGAAGAGUAUCCAGCAGGGUCUCAGCACUUCCCGACUGCCCACAUUCUCCCCCCAAGAAAAGAGCUACAUAAAGGGUACCUGUGAUUUCUUGGGAAUUGGUCACUUUACUACACGCUACAUCACCCAAAAGAACAGCCCAUCAACCCGAGGUACCAGUAGCUACUUCCUUGACCGUGACCUGGCUGAGCUGGUUGACCCACGUUGGCCCGACCCGGGGUCUGAGUGGCUCUACGCUGUGCCAUGGGGUUUCAGACGUCUGCUUAAUUUUGUAAAGACUCAGUAUGGAAACCCAAUGAUUUAUGUAACUGAGAAUGGAGUAUCAGAGAAGAUGCUGUGCACAGAGCUGUGUGAUGAGUGGAGGAUACAGUACUUGAAAGACUACAUCAAUGAGAUGCUAAAAGCUAUUAAAGAUGGAGUCAAUGUAAAGGGUUAUACUGCAUGGUCCCUGCUAGAUAAAUUUGAGUGGGAUGAAGGAUUCUCUGAAAGGUUCGGUUUGUACUAUGUCGACUUCAGGAAUAAAAACAAGCCACGCUAUCCCAAAGCUUCUGUUCAGUUCUACAAGCGCAUCAUUAGCUCCAAUGGAUUCCCCAAUCAGAGAGAGGUUGAAAACUGGAGGAGGAAAGCCGUUGAGACCUGCUCUUCCAGCAACCAGCUCCUAGCUGCAGAGGAACAGCGGAGUACUGCUGCCAAUAUUCUAAGACUUAUACAUGACCCUUUGACCAGCCACAUGGAGAUGGUAACUGAGAUCGUUGUUCCCACUGUUUGCACACUAUCGAUUCUGCUCAGUGCCAUUUUCCUUAUGUUCCUGUUACGGAGACGGAACUAGAAAGGAUCUUUUUCAGUGUGCAUGUUUACAAUUACAAAUAUCGACAUUCAUACAAACACAAGUGACUCAUUUGGAUCAAGCAUACAUACGUAAUAUUGUAAGUGCAUUAUUUAGUGGAUUGGGUGUGAAACCUAAAUAUGUUAUUUAAAAUGAAUUUCAAGCAAUUUUAUUAAUUUGAUGUGCAUACAGUGCUUGCUGUAAAAACACUGGUUCAUAUACAAAAUAGUAAUUCACGCUCAAACAGUGUGGAUGCGCCUGUAAAAUGAUGGAUUUUCUUAUUAAAAUAUUGCUGUGAAAUAUUACCAGUCCCAACUGUUUUUAUGAUCUACUAUACUUUGUUUCCUUUUUUUUUUUUUUAAAGUGAAAGUUGCUUGG
Molecule: messenger RNA, 2164 nt
Organism: Sphaeramia orbicularis (orbiculate cardinalfish)
Lineage: Eukaryota; Metazoa; Chordata; Actinopteri; Kurtiformes; Apogonidae
Gene: lctlb
Product: lactase-like b
Exons: 14
Coding region: 32-1789 (585 amino acids)
Biological process (GO): carbohydrate metabolic process
Molecular function (GO): hydrolase activity, hydrolyzing O-glycosyl compounds
Source: RefSeq, a predicted model, not a curated record